CUCAGACUUGAGUUUCUCUCAUGGCUUCCAACGCAGACUGUAUUACCAAUUUACCUAGCGAGGUGCCGUUGGUCGGCCUAUCUGAGACAGACAAGGCCGCCGUGGCACCUAGCGAUGAGGUUAACUGGGAUGGUCCGGACGAUCCAAAGAACCCGUUGAACUGGUCGGAGAAGAGGAGGCUGAUCUCAGUAAUCCUCAUCAGUAUCGUUGGGUUUUUGACCCCCUUUUCGUCCUCGGUAUCCGCACCAGCUACGGCCCAAAUUAUGAACGAAUUUUCCAGUUCUGACGAGACAUUGGAAGGCUUUGUGGUGUCUGUCUUUGUGCUUGGCAAUGCGGUCGGCCCUCUACUGUUUGGACCCGCAUCGGAGGUCUGGGGAAGAAGCAUCAUUCUGAACAGUUGCAAUGCGCUCUUCGUCGCUUUCACAAUCGGCUGUGCUCUGGCAACUUCCUUGCCUAUGUUGAUGGUCUUUCGAUUCCUAUCUGGCUGUGUGGGCGCUGCUCCAGUGGCCAUCGGUGGAGGAGUCAUCGCGGAUUUGAUACCAAAGGAACGACGAGGGAAGGCGAUGGGGAUAUUCACGACUGGAUCCUUGGCCGGUCCAGUUGUGGGUCCGAUCGCAGGAGGAUAUCUUGCUCAGGGCAUCAACUGGAGAUGGUCAUUUUGGUUGGUGGUUAUAAUUGGGGGUCUGGUAUCAGUCCUGGUGUUGCUUUUCCUGCGAGAAACACACGCCCCAACGGUUCUCAAGUGGAAAGCGAAUAAGAUACAGAAGCAUACAGGAGGGACGAUUCUGAGAGUGCCUGGGAUCAAGGAUGAGCCGUUGAGUAGAGUCUGCACCCAGGCAAUUGUCAGACCAGCCAAGAUGCUCUUUCUCAGCCCUAUCACCGCAUCCUUGUCCGUUUUCCAAGCUCUCGUCUUUGGCUACAUGUAUCUGAUGUUUACCACCUUUACCCCCACCUUCGAGACCAAGUAUGGAUUUUCCCUCGGGGAGUCUGGGGUCGUUUAUCUUUCGCUUGGAGUGGGAAUCGCCAUUACAGCGUACGCCGUCACGCAAUAUAGCGACAAGCUCAUGCUUGCCAGAGGGGUCAAAAAGAACCGUGAAGGACGGCCUGAAGACAGGUUGCUUCUCAUGAGCUACGGUGCUCCAAUGGUGCCUAUUGGCCUGUUGUGGUACGGGUGGUCUGCUCAGAACGAACUGCAUUUUAUGGUGCCGAUUGUAGGCAUCGCCUUUGUCGGAUUGGGUAUCAUGAGUGUGUCGCUGCCUGGAAACCUCUACAUGGUGGACACCUUCACCAACUACGCUGCCUCCGCUCUGGCGGCUGUGACAUUUCUUCGUUCAGUAGCAGGGGGCUUGAUUCCUCUGGCUGGCCCACCCAUGUUCAAUGCUUUGGAUGUUGGCUGGGGCUGUUCCACUCUGGCGUUUAUUGCUGUUACCUUGUGCCCCAUUCCUCUGUUACUUACGCGGUAUGGGGAGCUGAUCAGAACGAAAUUUCCUGUUCGUCUCUAG
Messenger RNA from Aspergillus candidus, 1502 nucleotides. Its product is annotated as MFS transporter. Gene Ontology annotation, molecular function: transmembrane transporter activity. Bases 21 to 1502 code for a protein of 493 amino acids. The transcript is spliced from 6 exons. Gene Ontology annotation, biological process: transmembrane transport. The record is from RefSeq and is a predicted model, not a curated record. NCBI's taxonomy places the organism in Eukaryota, Fungi, Ascomycota, Eurotiomycetes, Eurotiales, Aspergillaceae.